Messenger RNA from Prunus armeniaca (apricot), 1074 nucleotides. Lineage: Eukaryota; Viridiplantae; Streptophyta; Magnoliopsida; Rosales; Rosaceae. The record is from the annotation of a GenBank genome assembly.
AUGGGGAAACUACUAUGCGAUUCGACUACGGUUGCCGAGACAUUUCAAAGCUCCUCGCCGACGGUUCCCUGGAGGGACCCACCCAAGGCGUCGCCACUGGACGAGGACGCAAUCUCGGCCGUAGAUCUCGUUGACCAGUCAACGGCCGACGUCGCAUGGGACAGCGUGGUGGGCCUCGAGGAGCAGCAGAGACGGCACCUCCAGAGGCUGCACACGAAGGGCGUGCUGUGGAAGCACCCAGAGGAUCAAGACUCGUCCGAGUCCGACUCGGACUCGUUAAUGCCACAGAAGUCGAUGGUCUUCAGACUGUCGCACGGGGGCGAGGUGUCGUCGGACGGGAAUUGCCUGUUCACGGCGUCCCAGAAGGCGAUGAGGGCGGCGCGUGAGGUGGACGCGCGGGAGUUGAGGAGGCGGACUGUCCGGAGGUUCACGGAGGACUACGGAUCUGCGGCCGGGGAGGAGAAGCGCGUGAUAGACGACGCGAUUCGGCAUAUGUACGCACCUGAUCUGAGGGCUGGGUGGGGGAUACAUGUGAUUCAGGAGGUCAAGUUGUUGGCCAAGAAAGACGAGCGCGUGAGUCUUGAUUCUGCCAUCGAUGAGCUUCUUCAGCUCGGCAUGCAGAGAGAGCUGGCAGCAGAGUCUAUUUACAAAGAAAGAUGUAUCCCAGUGAAUGAUGGAGCAAGUUGGGCCAAAUACAUGUCGACCUCUGGUUCUACCCAUGAUGAAUAUGAUAUCAUCACAUUGCAGUACACAGAGGAAGGUUUAUUAUCCAUUGAUGAAAACAGAGGUGGUCAUGCCGCUGCUUUUGGAGAUGAUAUCGCAAUAGAGUGUCUUGCCACAGAGUUUAAGCGAGAGAUAUAUGUGGUUCAAGCACAUGGAUCGGAUGCAAUGGUUGAUGAAGAAAAUUGUGUUUUCUUCCUUCCACACCGACCCAGGAGUCAAAUUUGUGAACCUCCUUUCUUUCUUUUCAUGAAAGGAACAGGUUGGUGUGGUGCCGGAGCUGAUCACUAUGAACCCCUCAUUGCCCAUCCUCUGUCAUUAAUUUCCCAGGAGAAGGUUGCUGUGGUACUCUGA